Lactuca virosa is the source of this 1659-nucleotide messenger RNA. The record is from the annotation of a GenBank genome assembly. Lineage: Eukaryota; Viridiplantae; Streptophyta; Magnoliopsida; Asterales; Asteraceae.
CUGAAAGGGGAUGGCCCAAUUGGAAUAAGGUUUUGUUUCAGUGAGUGAAUCGAUUUCUAUUCUAUUCUAUUCUCUGAGCUCUCGACUCUUGUUCACGAACACCACCCACGAAAGACAAGAAACCACACAGGGUUUUAGAAGAUGCAGCGAUUCAAAUCUUUAUCAGCACUCAGACGUUCGUUUCAGAGGCAGUCUCACAGUUGCUACUCCACCAUUUCUGCUCAACGCGACAACUACCCUCAACACCACCGUUUUGAAGAAGAUGUUUUAGUGGAAGGAAGAGCUUUCUCGAGAGCUGCCAUACUCAAUAGACCAUCUCAACUCAAUGCUAUUACUACAUCUAUGGCUGGUCGAUUACAAAGACUUUAUGAGUCAUGGGAGGAUAACUCACAAAUUGGAUUUGUCAUGAUGCAGGGUAGUGGUAGGGCAUUUUGUUCUGGUGCAGACAUGGUAACCAUCUAUCGAUUACUUCAAGAAGGCAAUGUUACUGAGUGCAAAGAACUUUUCAGGACAUUGUAUCAGUUUAUAUACCUUUUAGGAACAUACUUAAAGCCAAAUUUGGCUAUCUUGGAUGGUAUCACAAUGGGUGGUGGUGCAGGAAUUGCUGUUCCUGGAAUGUUUAGGAUUGCAACUGACAAAACGGUUUUUGCAACUCCUGAAGUUCAAAUGGGAUUCCAUCCAGAUGCAGGGGCUUCAUUUUAUCUUUCUCGUCUCCCUGGUUAUUUAGGUGAAUUCUUGGCUUUGACUGGAGAAAAGCUUAAUGGAGCUGAACUUGUUGCAUGUGGCAUUGCUACACAUUAUUCACUAAGUGGGAAACUUGCAUGGAUUGAAGAACGCCUUGGUCAACUCAUGACAGAUGACCCUUCUGUCAUAUCAGAUUCUCUUGCUCAAUAUGGUGAUCUUGUUUAUGUAGAUAAAACCAGUGUUCUUCACAAGAUCGAAAGAAUUGAUAAAUAUUUUUGUCAUGACACUGUUGAGGAAAUUGUGGAUGCUUUAAAAGAAGCAGAGUCGCAUGAUGAAUUAUGUUCAACAGCCUUAAAGAAACUGAAGGAAGCCUCUCCUUUGAGCUUAAAGAUCACUUUGCAAUCUAUAAGGGAAGGUAGAUUCCAACCUCUUGAUCAGUGUUUGGGUCGUGAAUAUCGUACAUCUUUGCAUUGCAUCUCUAAACAGGUUUCUGGAGACUUCUCUGAGGGAAUUCGUGCAAGAUUAGUUGACAAAGAUUUUGCGCCCAAGUGGGAUAUUCCAAAUUUGGAAGCGGUGACCAAGGACAUGGUGGACUCCUAUUUUGCACCACUUCCUACUUCUGAGCCUGAACUAAACUUGCCCACAGCCUUGAGAGAGCCUUUCAUGUGAACUUUCUAGGUUUAUCAGAGGAAUGUCCGAAUGACACUUAUGCCCUUCCUACCAUAAAAAGUCCAUUUUUGGCAAAAGUUUCGAGCUUUUAGUUGUGUUGAUUUUGGUUUGUUAGAUUGCCAAGUAUUAUUGAUGUGUAAUUUAGAUAUAUUAGUUUAAUUUACGCGACGAAUGGUUGAUUACACAGUUAGAAACCAAGGAAUGCAAGUAAUGGCAAGUUGUACCUUGGUAAAGUCAAUGUUUUUGGCUUUCAAUUGCAAAAAGAAAAUGAAAGACGAGAUUGGGUUUUUUUGAAUAAUACAUGAA